Molecule: messenger RNA, 2013 nt
Organism: Amaranthus tricolor (Joseph's coat)
Lineage: Eukaryota; Viridiplantae; Streptophyta; Magnoliopsida; Caryophyllales; Amaranthaceae
Product: sulfite exporter TauE/SafE family protein 3-like
Exons: 11
Coding region: 276-1691 (471 amino acids)
Biological process (GO): protein ubiquitination
Cellular component (GO): membrane; Cul4A-RING E3 ubiquitin ligase complex
Source: RefSeq, a predicted model, not a curated record
AAAAUUAUUCCAUUAAACAAUCAUUGUCACUCAUUAUUAUUCACUCACCAUGUAUAUCUUGCAGCAAGUAAUUAUUUUCGUUUCAAAAUACUUGCUUUUGAUAUGAUAUUUUUUUCUAAUAACAAGUAUUAAAACGGAUAAUUUAUACUUUUAGUAUUCUUAAUCAUUUCCAUAUCCACUCUUCAACCAAAACCACCUCUAUUCUCAUAGUUUUAUACAAAAAUAUUACCAAAAUAUCAAUCUGAUUAAAUUUUUGUGGGUAUCAUAAAAUAAUCAUGGUGAUUAUGGUUUCAUGGUUGCCAAAAUGGAAGCUUUUGAGAUCAAUUUUAAUGGCUUCUUUGAGCUUUUUGUUGGCCUCCGUAUUAGUUUCAGCUGGAAGAACCCUGAACUCCCUCAAUAAUCCCACCUUUGCUUCUUCUAAUCAUCUUCUUUCUCAAUUUGUUUACUUUUUAUGGCGACCUGAUGAAUCUGGUUACCACCAUGUUUGGCCGGAAAUCAAAUUUGGGUGGCAAAUUGUUUUGGGAUCAUUCAUUGGAUUUUGUGGAGCAGCAUUUGGAAGUGUUGGUGGUGUUGGAGGUGGUGGUAUCUUUGUACCAAUGCUUAGUUUAAUCAUUGGGUUUGAUCCUAAAUCUGCAACUGCUAUAUCUAAAUGUAUGAUAACCGGUGCUGCAGCCUCGACUGUGUACUAUAAUCUAAAACUAAGGCAUCCAACUCUUGAUAUGCCGAUCAUCGAUUACGAUUUGGCUCUGCUUUUCCAGCCGAUGCUCAUGCUAGGAGUUAGUAUUGGUGUUGCUUUUAAUGUGAUUUUUGCUGAUUGGAUGGUCACAGUGCUUCUGCUCAUUCUUUUUGUUGGUACAUCUAUUAAAGCAUUGCUUAAGGGUAUUGAAACUUGGAGAAAAGAAACACUGAUGAAGCAGGAAGCUCUUAGGCAGUAUGCAUCCAAUGGUACCAAUGGUGAAGCAGUGGAAUAUAAGGCCCUGCCUAGCAGGCCAAACAAGGGAAAAGACGCAGAUUCCGUCAUCAAUAAUGUUCGCUGGAAGGAACUUGGUCUCCUUGUCUUUGUAUGGGCUGCAUUUCUAGUCCUGCAAAUUUUCAAGGAAAAAACAGCCACUUGCUCUACAACCUAUUGGGUUUUGAACUUAAUGCAGAUACCUGUUGCUGUUGGUGUAUCCUCUUCUCAGGCAUUCAGCUUAUACAAGGGGCACAGAAUAAUCUCCUCAAAGGGAGAUGUUACCACUAACUGGAAAGUGCACCAGCUUGUCUUAUAUUGCUGUUGUGGGGUAUCAGCCGGUAUCGUUGGUGGACUGCUUGGUCUUGGUGGUGGGUUUAUUUUGGGUCCCUUGUUUUUGGAGCUAGGAAUUCCUCCUCAGGUUUCAAGUGCUACGGCCACCUUUGCAAUGGCCUUUUCUGCUUCCAUGUCUGUUAUAGAGUACUACCUUCUCAAGCGUUUUCCAAUUCCUUUUGCGCUUUACUUCAUUGCUGUAGCGACUUUUGCUGCCAUUGUUGGACAACAUGCUGUAAGAAAGCUGAUAAUUAUUUUGGGAAGGGCAUCCAUAAUUAUCUUCAUCCUGUCUUUUACAAUCUUCGUUAGUGCUGUCUCAUUAGGUGGAGUUGGCAUCUCGAACAUGAUUGGAAGCAUUCAACGACAUGAAUACAUGGGAUUUGAGAAUCUUUGCAAGUACAAGAAAUAAGUCUUUCAAUCUUUUUAUUGUUUCUCGAGGUAACAAGACCUCUUGCUUCUUACGACAUUACACAAAUUCGGUUACAUAAAGUUGUGUGUUUCUUCCUUGAGCAAUGUUGCUGUUUGUUCCAUAGAUUUUUUUCCAUGUAAAAAGUAUACCAAUUCUUUCUGUAUAAAUGUUUUUUUCCUUUACUUUUCGACGAAAAAGAUGGAUGAUGUAUCUUAAGCAGUUGUUGAUUGUUUAUUCCCACGAUUUCGUUGGGAACUGGCGAACGAGUGAUUAUGUUCUCCGAAUUCAGUGAAAUCAUAGUUUCAAUUUAUGUUUGUGCUCA